AUGUGUCGAUGCAGAGACAGAUUAUAUUACUCAAAAGAAAUGGAGCUGGACUGGAUUACAGGCUUAGAAGUCAGAGAUGCAUUCAUUGACAGGCUAAUUUUCAUGGCAGAGUUCCCGGAUGAUGACUAUAUUGUAACGUCGAAAGAUGAAGCUUUAGUUCAUGCAGAUGUUAUUGCUGCACUCAGUGAGGAAGCAAAAUAUCUAGAGCAAAAAAUAACUUCGUGCCAGGAAACUAACCUAAGUGAAAAAGAAAUUGAAGAUAAAGAAGUUCGCGUAAAAAAGAGAAGAUUUGAUUCGAUAUUAAAGGAAUCCUUACAGGCAGUACUUUUGCCGCAAGAGUCUAAAGUAGAACGACUAAAACCGGGUAUUUCUGGACAAGAAGUGCCAGAGAAAAAAAGAAGACUUGAAUCGACGAUAUACGGACAUUCGUAUGCAAUCAAUAUGCCUACAGAGUCUGAAGUAGGACAAGAGCCAACCACGUCCUAUCGAACUGAUCAUUCAGUUGAGGAUAUAGAGGACUACAAGACCCAACUUGAAAAGAUCAAGACACUUAUUUCAGUUCACAGAGAGAAAAUGGCUUACAUUGAUAGUAAAAUUGAUAUACAGAAGCGGUUAGUAAAACUUUACCGGGAGAAUUGUGUUAAAGUACCUGCUUUACCUGUACAACCAGAAGAGAAUCAAAAGGAUGUCGGCGACGUGUACGUUGAACCUUGGAUGACCAUUAUAGAGGAAGAUGACCCGUCAAGAAAGACCAGUGAAGUGAGGGAGAGAGAAAUCUCGUCAUUUUUUGAAGUCUUCCAGGAAGGCAAUAACCCUAUCAAAACUGUUUAUGUUCUUGGCGAAGCGGGCACAGGAAAAAGUACGUUUUGUAAAAGUUUGGUGCAUAAAUGGUGCAAAGUGCAUACAGAUGGGGGAUAUUACACAGGUGAGGACAAACGAAUCAUAAAAAGGUUCGAAUUCUUGUUUUUUAUUUUACUCCGUCACCAUUUAGACAAGCAAACUAUUGAAAUGAUGCUAGACAGCCAAUUUCGUCAUCCUGUAUUACAGAAAAUACUGGAUAUUGAAUCAGAUAAAUGCCUUAUUUUACUUGAUGGCCUUGAUGAAUGGAUUCCAAAAUCGUUAUCUCAUUCACAGAUCGAAAUAAAAGGAUUACCAGCUAGGGAUAACGCUAAGGACUACACCGUCGUUACAACAUCUAGGCCGUGGAAAAUUGGGUUACUUGAAAUGAAAACAAAUGAAAUACACAAGAAAGUAAUGCUUCGUGGGAUUGACAGAAGUGCAACAAAGAUACUCAUAGAGAAAACAAUCAAACUGCUGAAUGCAACUUUUGAAGAGGACAGAAGUCCGGAAAAAUUUAUCAAAUACUUAAAAACGAGUCCUUUGUCAGACAUACGGCAUAUCCCCAUAUUAUUAGAGCAGUUGAUUUGCCUAUGGUAUGAAAACAAUGACUUAUCAAAAUCUUCCAGGUGUACUUUAUAUAAUGGUAUGCUAGAACUUCCGUUCAAAUGGUUUGAUCAGAGACAGCGCGAGAAACUUGAGUCUAAUCAUGGAUCAGAGAUAAAGGGUCGAUCAGAGACAAAGGAUCUUCUGUCUUUGCAAAGUCCACAUGAAUUAGAUAAAGACAGAAUAUACCCUGAUUACAGGAAUACAAUAGAUAAUGCAUCAAAGUUAGCGUUUGAGUUACUGUUCAAACAACGACAAGAAAACACCCUUUCAUUCGAUAUCCAAACUUGUAAACGUCUGCAAAUACCAUUGGAUGUCAUAAAGGUCUGUGUAAAUAUUGGAAUUCUCUCUGAAGACAAAACUAUUGGUUUUACUUCUGGUGGACAGAUUGAGUCGUCGUUUUCUUUUGUUCAUAAAUCAAUCCAAGAAUUUCUUACAGCUGUACAUAUUGCCGAUAUUUUUAAAACGUGGUCACUACCUGCGUCAGAACGGGAGGAAACAAUGCCUUCACGACCCAUGCCAGUAGAAGAGUAUUCGACGUCACUAAGUCAUAUAUCGGAACUUGAUGAUACAGCGUAUCAACGUCCUGUAUCAGAGAAGGACAUAGCACCUCAACACCCUGCGUCAGGGAUGCAAAAUAUAACGAAUCAACAUAUAAGUUCAGAGCGAGACGAUAUUGCGUUUCCACAUCCAAAUUCACAACUGGAGAGGAUAUCAUCUCUGCAUAAUGUCUCGGAGAGAGAUGAUAUAAUGUCUCCGCAAACUGGUUCGAAGCGAGAGAAUAUAACGUCUCCACAUUCAAUUUCUCUAAGGGGUGAUAUGUCGUCUAUAUAUACUCGUUCGGAAGGAAAUGAUACAGUGUCUUCACAUCCUCGUUCAAAGAGAGAAGUUAUGUCGGAGCGGGAAUAUGCAGGGUGGCCAGAUGUUUGCGAAUACUUCAUACAAAAGUAUUGUGCUCGAAUCAAAACCAUUGAAAACAUUUUAGAGAUGGCAAAUGUCUUCGUGUUUUUGUCUGGGCUACAGCCAAGACUUGCUACGUGUAUUUCAAAAUAUAUAUACAAUAUUGUUAACCGAAGCACGCUGGUAGUUCAGCACAGAAAGACAUUAGAUAACUGUAAGUUUUUAUAUGAUAUUCAAAGAUGUAUAUCCGCUUGUUGCGACGAAGCAAACUCAGAUAUCUAUUUGGGAGAUUGUUUUUUUGAUGAUAUGGAAUCAGUUUUGCCAAGUCUGAAUAGUAACACUUUACAGCAUGUAAUUCCUGACAGUAUUGAAUCUUUGUCUGUUUCAUUUUCUCGGGCUUGUCCGUUAUUUAGAGGGCGUUCUAAAUGUGAUAUCUGCAGAUUACUGACUCAUUUCUCAUCAUGUCGUAGAUUGACAAAGCUAGAGCUUAAUGACAAAAGAUUGCAAACAGACGAUGGACAUAUACAGCUGGUUAAAGAAAUACUAGAGACGAAUUUACAAAGUUUACAGACGGUUUCAGUGGACUAUAUCUUGGGAGUAAAGUUUUGCUUGAAAGGUAUGGAAUCAUUUAAACCUUUGAUAGCAUCUAUUCCAAAUUUGAAUCAGCUGACCUCGUUAAGAGUGCACGGUAUCAACCUGCCACACGAUCAGUGUGACAUUCUUAAAUCAUAUCUAGCAGACCAGGUUCUAUUACAAGAGUUAUCUCUCGAUGUAGAGUGUGAGGAUAAAGAUGACCACGAGAUCGAUAUGUCAACGCACAACACUCUUCAGUAUCUGGAAAUUGGAGACGGUUUUACAGUAAAGAAUGUUUACACAGAGCAUGAUAUGACAGUGAAGUUUAAGAUUAAAUGGGCAGAUGAUUCGUCCAUCAACCUACUGUUUCGUAUUCUGGAAUCGGUCAAACUGAAAUAUGUCAGUUUAUGGGGAAACCGUGAUGAUUUUUCCAUAUCUCAAUUUGUUACGCAUAAACUGCGUUCACUCUUUGCAAUGUCGAACUAUCUCUGUGCUAUCGAACUAGACAGUCUUGAAAUAACUGACAAUAUCCUUACACUCCCAUUUCGAUUGUUCAGUCUCAAACGUAUUGAUCUUUCUGUGGUCACUAUGACAAUGGAGACGUGGAGAGAAUUUAUUGGCAGCCUUCAUAGAAUACCAAAUAUAGUUCAUGUGAAAGCGCUAGGUUUGGUAAUAAAAAAUGAUGAAACUUUUAUGCUAUAUGUGAGAACGUCAGAAUGUCCCAAGUUCGAGAAAGCUCGUAUGUAUGUUAGGGUCAGACAUAAAUUUCAUGUCACAAGGGAUGACGAUUAUCAGUUUGAAUUUUCCACGAAUAAAAUUGAUAAGUACUGGUGAUUAGCAACAUGAGAGAUUGUGUUAUCCAGAACACAUAAGACUGUGUCAUUUCAUUAACUAAUUUAGUUGCUUGUAUGUUUACUUCUUUUAUUCUACACUUACAUUUCGUUUCGGAUGCAGAUAUAUAGGAACAUUAUAACGUAAAUUGGCACUUUUAGUUCUGACAUAGAAUAUACAGUUCAAGCAGACUAGAUUUGGUUCAAGUUUGUUUUCUUUAACGGUCUACAGAGGAGAAGUAUUUGAAAUUUUAGAUAUCUGCAACGUGUGAAAAUAUCCGAUAUUAUGUUCUUAGAUCUUUUAUAUGUUUUGUUAAAAUGAAAUGAAUUGUAUAGCUCUGUGUUAAGUUGGACAGUUACUUCUUUUCAGCAAAGUAUACAAACAGCAUAUUUUUCUUUUGUGAUAUACUGCAAACGGUUUUAAAUCUAAACAAAAAAUGGUUUUGUUUUUAUAAAGAGUAUACUGUUUCUGGAGGUUAGUACCUGGCGACUUUGUAACAUAGAUUAUAAAGCCUCUUAAUUCUGAAGAAAAACAAAGGUGUACAGAAACAUGCUCGAAAUUGGCUCUGACUAAAUUUUCUAAACAUUCAUUUUUAUUCUGGUCUUCGUAGCCAUUACAACAAUGUAUCUUGAUUGCAUAUGAUAUACAAUUACAUGACGCAAAAGAUUACUUGCCUUGUGCUUCUCCAGGAAAAAUCGUUAUAUUUUACUCAAUAGUUAUUUCCGUGAUAUGAUGAUUUACAAACAUCAAGGCAUCGAUUUAAUCCUGAAAUUAUUGUAGCCAAUAUCACUGCCACUGGUAACAAACAAAACUGAAAAUAAGAAAAUAACAAUUCAGAAUAUAUGCGAAUGUUUAUUCCAAUCCUUUUUAUAACCUGUACUAGUUACAUUGUUAUAUGUGUUAUUUUGUUUAUCUUUCUGACCUGGCGCAAGUACAUUCUUGUUUAGAUUUUUAGAUGUGGUUUUUAAAAUGGUGUUAUUAUAUUCAAAUGUACGGUGUUCCGUUUGGACAUUCGUGACUUUUGAUUUAAUACUAAACCGCGAUGCACGAUGGUACGAUGACGAAAACGCGAUGGCGCGAUGGCACCAUGAUGAAACAACGAUGGGUCGAUGGUGAAAACGCGAUGACACGAUGAUGAAAUCGCGAUGGUGCGAUGAUACGAUGGUGAAAUGUCGAUGUAAUAUCGCGUUUUCAUCAUCGUACCAUCGCGUUUUCACCAUCGUAUCAUCGCGUUUUCAUCAUCGUACCAUCGCGUUAUCACCAUCGUACCAUCGCGUUUUCACCAUCGUACCAUCGCGUUUUCACCAUCGUACCAUCGCCUUCCGGUGGUCAUGUGCAGUGAUACAGUAUAUGUGUCAGUAAAAUACAGGCUUUAUACAAUCUCAUUUUUACCUUCUACAUCUUAAAAAGAAUAAGCUGAAUUUGAAUAAUACCAUGUGAUUAUUACACCCAGCUUUUUAUUUACUUUCAUGCAUACAUAAAAUACAAAGGACGUGGCCUUGAAGAUUUUACAGUUUUAAUGAACUGAGCACUGAACAUUUUGUAAAACAUUUUGCAAAACAGCAUAAUCUAAAUGGUAAAUUUCUUCUCACAGUAUACACUGAGAUACAUUCAUCUAUUGUUGACAAAAUACAAGUGUACGGGUCUACGCAUUUCAAACCGGAAGGCGAUGGUACGAUGGUGAAAACGUGAUGGUACGAUGGUGAAAACGCGAUGGCACGAUGGUGAAAUCACGAUGGUACGAUGACGAUAACGCGAUGGCACGAUGGUGAAAAUGCGAUGGUACGAUGGUGAAAUCGCGAUGGUACGAUGGUGAAACAACGAUGGUACGAUGAUGAUAACGCGAUGGUACGAUGGUGAAAACGCGAUGGCACGAUGGUACGAUGAUGAAAACGCGAUGACACGAUGUCGACAUUUCACCAUCGUAUUAUCGCACCAUCGCGAUUUCAUCAUCGUGUCAUCGCGUUUUCACCAUCGUACCAUCGUUGUUUUAUCAUCGUGCCAUCGCGUUUUCGUCAUCGUACCAUCGUGCAUCGCGGUUUAGUAUUAAAUAAAAAAAGGUCACGAUUGUCCAAACGGAAAACCGUACAAAUGCGUUUAUAAUGGUUUGCGAGCAGAAAUGUAUAAAAACAUAAAGCAGUGUCUUGUGUGUGUUCAUUUUUGCCAUUUUGUAAUGUAGAUAAUGUAAUGCUGUGAAGUAUAUGACUGUGUAUUACACUGUUGAUAUAUAAUCAUUUUAAAGUAAUACUUAGAUAUUUACCAUUUAAUCAAUGUCUUUUAUCAAACUUCUAUAAAAUUGUACAAUCAUUUCGAAAAUGCCAAUGUAAAUGACAUUUUGACAUUAGAGCAAAAUCGAAUUAUAUAUGAUAUAUAUUAUAUGCCAAUGUAAAUGACAUUUUGACAUCAGAGCAAAAUCGAAUUAUAUAUGAUAUAUAUUAUUAUGAUAUUAUGUAGAAAAGGAUACAAGAAUUUUUACUUCAAAAUGAUUUUGUUGCGACACUAGGUAUAAAUUUUAGUAAAAUGAUGAUUUUGUUUGGGUAAAUGUAUUUGAUAUCAUGUUUAACAGGCACGUUUUCAAUUCGAUAAAUUUAAAGCAUACCUUACAGUUCUCUCUAUUAUUCUUUUUUUGUCGGUAAUUUUAUGGUAAAAUAUCAACUUGACCAAGUUUUCUAAUAUAUUCUUUUUGUACCUUUCUCAGACCUUCCUUUUUUCAAUGGCUCAGGAAUAUUAAAAUAGCCGUAAAGUUAGUCAUUGUAAUGUUAUGUACAAUGUAUAUUCUUUUCUAGUAGCAGUAGUUGAUAUAUAACUGAUUGCCUUUAUGUUUAUUUACAAUACUUAACAAAAUUGUUACUGAUUUCGUCAUAAGUUGAAAUAUAACUUAAUUGGAAAAAGUGUUGUUUCGUUAUACUUCACAGUAAAAAGGCGUUUCGAAAUGUAAAUAACAUCAAAUAAAGCCCAUACACAAUUUUCAUGUACAAACAGUUAUUUCUCUGUAGACGAGAGGUAGCGCAGUCCGUUUUCGGAUAUGAUGUACUUUUUCGACGUCAGUUCAAUUUUCAAGUCCGUGAUGCUUUAUUUUUAAUUUUUUAUAUAGUUUGCUACGGAAAUAAAAGAGGUUAAUUAAUUUAGAUUCAAAUAUUUCACACAUUAAAACCAAUUCUCUGUAAGAACCAAAAAAUGUUGGAAACUCGUAGUCACAGAUUUCCUUUAAGACGUAUCAGUUUAAUUUUACAUGAUGGACUAAAAGACAUUUAAAUCAUUGUGCACAAGAUCUAUACUUAUGAAUAUUUUCAUACAAGGUAGUUAUGCAUUUUAGGCUGCUUAAGAUCAAACUUACUACUUUUGCUUUAGCUGGCUACGUUUUUUUGUGUUGCUUACAGUUUCAUCGGACUUAUUAGUAAUUGUUCUCAUGCUUUUGCUUUCAUUUAUGCAGUUUUGACAAUGACAGUGACAAUCAGUUAUAUGAGCUAAAUAAUGUUUCGAGAAUGUGAAACAGAAUCAACAAAAUUCGCCGGCAUUUCAAGAAGAAAUACAAUGUUACUUUCUUAUAUCCGAUAACGAAGGGAGAAAAUUGUUUUGAAUAAUAUUGCCAAAAGUGUUGAACGUCUGCAGUAUGUCUUGCUUUCAUUUGUUUGUAUGCACAUUAUUUUAUUUGUUUGCUGUGACGGAAAAUACAUAAUCUAUCAAACAUUUCUUUUAUAUUACAUUCAAUACGUUGAAAAUGCGAAAACAAUUCAUCACACUUUUUUUCUGGAAACCCAAACCAUACAUAUUUUGGUUAAUGUAUUUUCAUACAUUUUUAUGUGUAACGUCUCUGUAAUAUAACUGUGAUUUUUCAAAAAAACAAAACUAGUUCAAAUUCAGUAACUUGUACAUAUAUUAAGGUAGAUGCUACCUCUCAGCGAACUGGAUCGUUAGUAUACCACUGAUGUUGAAUUUAUUGAAUCAGCCCGGGAAACUGCUAUGCCUUUAAAUUCUGGUCCUGUUAUAGUAAAGCUGUUAUUCAUGUCAAAUAUGUGUCUGUUUUUGAGACAUAAAUUGCUCUGCAAAGAUUCUAUUGGAACUGUCAUAAAGUUAAAUUGCCUUUAUGGUCGGAUUUUACAAAGUAAGAGACCGGAGUUAUGGCUCUUUGCAUAGAAUUGUUCAUAUAUAAAAUAUGUUCUGGCGAGUCUCUCAAAAGUAUUUGAGCUGAACUAUUGAAACUUCAUAUGAAUGUUAUUCUGUAUGUGAAAUUGUACAAUAUUUUGUUCGGGAUUUCACGCAGUAAUGCCAGAGUUAAGGUCCUUCAUGAGGUAAAAUUAUACAUUAAGGGCCUAAAUGUUUGUUUAACAAGUAUCCCAAACAUGUUUGAUCUGGAGUCGUGAACCUGUACAGGAAUAUUUCUAUGCACCUGAAGUUGUGUACCUGUUGCUUUUUUUAAGAUUUGAAAGUUUACUAAGUCUGACCAGAGUUAUGGCCCUGAAAAUACAUACAAAUUUACAUAAUGAUCUACACAUUUCUGCCGUGUACAUUAACCUAGACUAGAACCGUGUUUAUUUCUUUGUAUAAUUAUCGUCGCCAUAGUGUAUAUUUGCCUUGAGGUAAAGAAGUACUUACCCAGUUUUUGUGCUGGAGUGACAAUAUGAGAUUAUCCAUGGAUAUCGGUUAAAAGCAAAAAGGUUGCCUAAUUUGUUCCAGAUAAGAAGCAUGUUAAGAUCCAUACCAUUCAUUCGAAGAAUGCUAAUUAUCAAAAUUUAUUUUAUGAUCAAUUAAUUAAGCGUUCAGAAUUUGAUCUGUUUGGAAUUGAUUGUAUUGUAAUAUAUUGUAUUUUUACGUGUGAGAUGAAAUAAGGUUUUUGUAUCAACAUUAUGUCAGCAUAUGAAUAUUUUCAUGACUGAAUACUGUACAUGAUGUGUUUGCUGUCUUGUGAACUUUCCAAUAGAAACGAAUCUUUUUUAUAUUUGAGUGUAUACUGCUUUAUUAUGAAAGAAUAUAAGUAAACCAGGUAUUCUAA
This is a messenger RNA of Mercenaria mercenaria, 8740 nucleotides long. RefSeq lists its product as uncharacterized. The annotation marks the transcript as partial. The record is from RefSeq and is a predicted model, not a curated record. The transcript is spliced from 4 exons. NCBI's taxonomy places the organism in Eukaryota, Metazoa, Mollusca, Bivalvia, Venerida, Veneridae.